AGGCGGCAGCGCGAUGGGCGGCCGAGGCAACACCCCGCGGGUGCUGGCGGCGGUGUUGGGCGCGCUGGGCCUGGCGGCCGGGGCCGGCCUGCUGCUGCUCUGCCUGCCCUCCAAGGACCUGCGGGAGCCGCCCGACUUCAAGUAUGGGAUUGUACUGGACGCCGGAUCUUCCCACACCGCCAUGUUCGUGUAUAAAUGGCCGGCGGACAAAGAGAACGACACGGGCAUCGUCGGCGAACACAGCAUGUGUGACGUGGAGGGAGGUGGGAUCUCCAGCUACGCCGCAAACCCGCCAGAAGCCGGCGGGAGCUUGAGAACCUGUCUCAACCGAGCGCUGGAGGACGUCCCCAAGGCCAGGCACGCGGGCACCCCUCUCUACCUCGGAGCCACGGCUGGCAUGCGGCUGCUCAAGCUCACAGAUCCCAAAGCUUCAGACCUCGUCCUUGAAGAGGUGACCUCCAUGCUACAGCAGUACCCCUUCGACUUCCGGGGGGCGAAGAUCCUGAGCGGGGAAGAGGAGGGCGUUUUUGGCUGGGUCACGGCCAACUACCUCUUGGAGAACUUCAUUAAAUAUAGCUGGUUUGGGAAAUGGAUCCAUCCGGAGAAGAAGACCUUGGGUGCCAUGGACCUGGGGGGUGCCUCCACCCAGAUCACCUUUCAGACGUCUGAGGUGAUUGACAGCAGUCCCGCCAACGAGGCCAUGCUGCGCCUGUACGGGGAGUCCUACAAGGUGUACACCCACAGUUUCCUCUGCUACGGCCGGGACCAGAUCCUCAAGAGGCUUCUGUCCAAGGUGCUGAAGGCUGAAAGACACGCUCUGAAGGUCAACAACCCCUGCUGGCCCACGGGUUACAGGAGAAACUUCACGAUGGGCAGCGUCUACGAUUCCCCGUGCACCGCUGAUGAGAAGCCCACCAACUAUUUCCCCAACGCCAUGGUGACCAUGAGCGGCUCCGGAGACGCCGCUCAGUGCCGCGGUCAUGUGGAGAGCCUCUUCCAGUUCACAGAGUGUCCCUACUCCCGCUGCUCCUUUGACAAAGUCUUCCAGCCCAAUGUCACAGGAAAAUUUAUCGCCUUUUCUGCCUUUUUCUACACCGUGGAUUUCAUCCAGUCGGAGUUGAAGAGACCUGUUGCCACACCGAGUGAUCUCAGGGAUGCUGCCAUUGACAUCUGCAAUAGCACAUGGUCUGAGCUCCGUCAGAAAGCGCCACAGCAGGAGAAGAGGUUGGCCGAUUACUGUUCAACCGCCACCUUCAUCGAUCUUCUCCUCAUGAAGGGCUACAAGUUUGACAUCAGCACUUUCUCCAACAUCGCCUUCCAGAAGAAGGCUGGAGGCACAUCCAUUGGCUGGGCUUUGGGGUAUAUGCUGAACCUCACCAACAUGAUUCCGGCCGAAGAGACCAGCUUCCGGAAGGGCACGGAAUAUGGCCCGUGGGUCGGCGUCAUACUUAUUUUUGUUGCUAUCAUCCUGGUCACGCUAGUGACCAUCUUCUGCCUGCUGAGAUCUUCCAAGGACCAUGGGAUGAUGUAGAGGCGGCCCUGGACCGGCAGGAGUCGAGGCGGGCUGGGCCGGAAGAAGGAUGCUGGCAGAAUCCAGUCCACGCCCACAGCCUGGAGGGCGGGGCUCGCUGGCUCCCCUGUUGCGGUCAGAACCCAUGGCCUCCUGUGUCCCCACCCCCGCACCCCAUAACUAGAACCUAGAGGAAGAGGGCUGUGGAAGAAACCGCCACCGAGGCUUGGGCAGAGAUCCUUGUGUGGAUUCUCAAGUCCUCGGUGCGCCAUCCAAAGAGGUUGUCUUCCAUCUCUGACUUUCCCAAAGUGCCAGCGAGGGUUGCAACGUCCGGGAAAAGAAGGGGGCCAUAGUCCUUGGCUCGCCGAAAGUUUUUUUCUGGGCUUCGCCAACCUCUCUGGUUCUGCUUGUACACUCAGGGGUCUCAAGAAAGAUUUCUGUGGUCGUGGUCCUGUCCUGAAUGCUUUGUCCGUGGCAAGGCUCUAGUCCCCAUGAAGGAAGAAAGGCAGCGUUGACGUCCAUCUCUGUUGGGUUUGACUGCGAGUGUUCGAAAGCAAGUGUGGCGAUCCAGCAGGCGUGGCGGUGAUCUUCGUCAAAGAGCAGAGGUGCCUUUUCAAAACAACCAAUGUCUGUUUACCAAAAAUGUAGCAUGGUAGCGUUAUUGGGCCAUGUGCGUGUGUGUGUGUGUGUGUGUGACUACACUCAUUUUAGAUUGGAGACGCUCCUGGGGGUUUGAAAUCAGAUGACCUGAACCCCUUCCCUCGAGACACCGUCCUUUAUAGAUAUUUCUCCCCCUCCUCAAAGAAAACCUAUAUAGGUGACUUUUAUCAAUGUCACGAGCCCACUGCCUCACCUCGUAUUGCAGAAGGGAGGCUUCGUAAGGGGCAUCACCUGCCUGUCCCUCUGAAAUAUUUCUCCAGUGCCAACUUUUAUGGGUGGGGUGGGGGUGGGAAUCUCCUUUCUCUGGUCCCAUGUGCUGAUAAGAGUUUGUGCAAGCAUACACACACACACGCUGAAUUUUAAUUUGCCUCCCGUGUUUGCUACUUGUCUCUCUCCACCCCAAUCCCCCAAAUAAACCUGUGGACGCUUCAGGGAGAGCCGGGACAGUGACAAAGGCCCGGUCAGUUUCUUAAAGCAGCUGUCUGGCCCUCCAAGGUUCUUAGUUUUCCGGCUUCUGCACUGAAUUAUCCUUCACUGCAAACGGAUGAAAUGUCUUGCCUAAGUUUUAAUUGCUGGCGGUAAGAGCUUUUAUCUAAAAUACGCUGGUAAUGGGCCUGAAAAUCUUCAGUCCUCCUUUUUCAUUAUUACACUAGGAGGCAAAGAUUGUAUUUAAAUUUUACCCCCCAAAACUUCUGGUUGCAUGACAGUCAUAGCACUGGAAACAAUUUUAACCCAGACAGACCUACAACACAAAUGAAGCAUGCCAUCUUAUGCUCGUUUUCUUGGGAGUAAAUGCCAUUGCACUCAAUGAGAUUUACUUCUGAGUAGACAUGUAUAGGAUGGCACUGUUCGUCUUUCCCGCUCUCCAGGGAACUUUGGAGGUGUUGACAGGUGUGUGUGUGUGUGUGUGUGUGGGCUCUCCAUAAAAGGAACUACACUACCCAAGAUCCUUUGGGAGGCACCAUAGUAACUCCAAGUUUGCAUGUCGAUUUGCCCUGUGAAAAUUCAAGUUGGGACAUGGGGAAAGAUGCCUUUAAAUGCAUCGGUGUGAUUCAAAAUGAAGCACGGAGGGUGGGGGGGAAACACACACACAACUAGGGGUUGAUGAGAGAGAACUUGUUGAGCUUUUAAAGAAAAUUGGAUCACAUUUGAGGCUUGUGUGCAAAGCGUGGGGAUUUGAUAUCUCCGUUGCCCACCCCCCACCUUCCAACUGUUUUUAUAUGGAAACAUUUCCCUGCAUCAAGCAGCAGCCCUUGCAGCUUGCAAAAAUAUUUUUCUUUGCACUUCCUUUGGCUCUUCUCCCCCUCCCUCCCCAUUGCCCCAAAAUGCACACUGUUGAUGCUCUUUAACAUGUACUGUACUCUUAAAACAGCAUACAACUGUAUAA
This is a messenger RNA of Elgaria multicarinata webbii, 3557 nucleotides long. RefSeq names its product ectonucleoside triphosphate diphosphohydrolase 2 (gene ENTPD2). The transcript has 9 exons. The record is from RefSeq and is a predicted model, not a curated record. Gene Ontology annotation, molecular function: hydrolase activity. Gene Ontology annotation, cellular component: plasma membrane. NCBI's taxonomy places the organism in Eukaryota, Metazoa, Chordata, Lepidosauria, Squamata, Anguidae. Bases 14 to 1531 code for a protein of 505 amino acids.